Messenger RNA from Rhododendron vialii, 1208 nucleotides. RefSeq names its product probable nucleoside diphosphate kinase 5. The transcript has 5 exons. Gene Ontology annotation, biological process: GTP biosynthetic process; CTP biosynthetic process; UTP biosynthetic process. Gene Ontology annotation, molecular function: nucleoside diphosphate kinase activity. NCBI's taxonomy places the organism in Eukaryota, Viridiplantae, Streptophyta, Magnoliopsida, Ericales, Ericaceae. The record is from RefSeq and is a predicted model, not a curated record. Bases 214 to 771 code for a protein of 185 amino acids.
CUCGAUGUAUGUGCAGCACAGAGGCGUUACAAAUAACCGCGAGACAAGAGGCACGUUUCCGGUUUCCUUAUUUUCCCGCCGUAUCUCUUUCACGACGGCUAGUCAACUCAAUCAAUCCAAAAGAUUCUGAGUUUUUUGGUAACUGUUCAUGGAGUCUAAUCUGAAUCAACUCUUCGUUUGCUAACUGCAUCUCUAUCCAAUUCUCUUCAAAAAAUGGCUCUUCAAUUACUAGCACCGAUCUCCGCGAAACAUAUACUAGUUGUCUUUCUUCUGUUCUGUGGUGGUAUCUCUUUCCCUCUCAGAUGUUCAGGUGAUGGGAGUAAAGAAAAGGAGAAAACAUUGGCGAUAAUAAAACCAGAUGGUUUGGCUGGUAACCAUACCAAUAAGAUAAAGGAAAUUAUUCUGGACUCUGGCUUCGGCAUCUCCAAGGAAAUGGUAGUUCAGCUUGACGAGGAUUCGGUUAAACGCUUUUACGUUGAGCACUCAUCAAAGAGCUUUUUUCCAAGCCUUCUUAAAUACAUGACAAGUGGCCCAGUGUUGAUUAUGGUUCUAGAGAAAGAAAAUGCUGUUGCUGAUUGGCGUGCUAUGAUUGGACCAACUGAUGCACGCAAGGCUAAGAUUACCCAUCCUUACAGCAUCAGAGCCAUGUGUGGGCUGGAUUUGCAACGAAAUUGUGUUCAUGGUUCAGACUCACCCGACUCUGCUGCUAGGGAGACAUCUUUUUUCUUUAAAGAAUCAUCUUCAGUUGUUUCAAAGCAUGAUGAAUUAUAACUGGAAAACACAUGGGGAAUACUUGUAUACUUGUAUGGACAAAAAUGCACUGCUGUGCCUUCUAACUUCUACAGAAACUGGGCGAGGCGAUCACGGCACCCGAUUGUGUGUGUUCCACAGGAAACUUCUUUCCAUUCCAUCCUUGCAUUUCAUAACACCUGUUUUUGCUCCUCUUCAUUAGUUUUUUCGCUGCCGGUUUAUGGUGUUACCCUGAUCAUGGAACUAUCUGAAUUCUCAGUACACUACUGUAAUUAUUCUCGAGUACAUUUUUCCCAAUCGUUGGUAUUUCGCCAGUUUCAGGUUGUAAUGUCUACCAAUUGGUCAGCACAUGUUUAACAAGAGGGGAAAAUGAGUUAAAGAAUAUGAAACUUAUGAUUAGCAAAAGUGAAUACGGAACUUAUGGUUUUUUUCCUAGUUCAGUGGUAUGUGGCAGUCUA